This is a messenger RNA of Trichoderma virens Gv29-8, 4776 nucleotides long. RefSeq lists its product as uncharacterized. NCBI's taxonomy places the organism in Eukaryota, Fungi, Ascomycota, Sordariomycetes, Hypocreales, Hypocreaceae. The coding region runs from base 1 to 4776 and encodes 1591 amino acids. The transcript is spliced from 4 exons. Gene Ontology annotation, molecular function: protein binding. The record is from RefSeq and is a predicted model, not a curated record.
AUGAGGGGCCAGCAAUUAGCAGAUGAUGUGCCGACCAAAAAGCCGCCCGAGGGGCAGCAGUUGACUAUGAAGGAGAUAUGGGAUGCGGCGGCCAAAGAAUUCGAGACCAUAUGCGGAGAGUCGCUACAGAAAGGCCAAGUCAGGAGUUUCGACGAUGUGCAGAAGAAGAUCAAGGCCGCCGGGCAGGUCUCAAAUAGCGCCGAUGACGAGAAUGUCAAGUGGGAAAAGGCCAAGAGCGUGGGCCUCCAGUCGCUCAAGUAUCUCAAGAUGCUUGUCGGCGCUGCUUCUCAGGCUUCCUCCUUUAUACCGAUCCCUGAAGCGGCGGCCAAUAUCACUGGUUCCGCACUCUGCUUCGUCUUCGACAUCCCCGAAACCAUCAAGGGUUACAACGACGCCAUCAACCAAGUCUUUGGCGAAGUAUCCUCGGCUCUCUCCCAGUUUCACAUCUAUCAAACAAUAGAUGACGCCAACCCAUUACUCAUCCAGCAGAUCCAUCUGGUCUUGGUCAGUUUCGUCAAGGUCUGCGCCUAUGUUGUCAAGUACCGCCAAGGCCGCAAGAGAGACCGCUUCCUGAAGCAGUUCAAGUCCAUCUUUGACGAUGACUCUGGCCUGGCUGACCAGAUGGCAGAGUUUCGGCGUGCUCUGCAGCAGCAGCGCGAUGUUGAAGGGACAGUCACUCUGGCUGUAGUCGUAAACACACAGAAAGACGUCGCACAGCUGCUUGAGCAGUCCGCCGUUUUUGGCAAGACAACUCAAGAGACGCACCAAGCAGUGCAAUCCAUGAAAGACGAUGUUGACCGCAUGAGGACGCUCAUCAAGAUCCGCGACACUCUGGGCGUGCCGUCCACUGUGCGCCUCGACACCAACACCACCCAGACAUGUAACGACAUUGCUGACAAGUGCCUCAGCGGCAUGGGAUCUUGGAUCUGGACACACGAAGCAUAUACCGCUUGGACAGCAACCAAAGACAAGGAUGCGCAGCGUUUACUACUCCUAACUGGUCCAGCAUCUUCAGGCAAGACAUGCGUCAGUGCCCUCAUCACCAAGCGCCUGGAAGAGCAAAAGGGGCGCACAUACGUUGCGCACUACUUCUUCCCCUCUAGCACGAAAAAGGCCGACAACGAAAAGAACUCGAUCCAGUCGGCUUUGAAGUACAUGGCCUUCCAAAUUGCCCGCGUCGAUGCGACGGUGCAAAAGAUACUAGGCAGGGCCUGUGAUGACGAGCCUGCCGCAUUCCGCCGCUCGGCAAGCCUUGAUAGCCUGGAGAGUCUCUGGGAGAGGCUAAAGAUUGGAGCAUCUGGGACGAAUGCCGUAUAUUAUCUCGUGUUCGAUGGUAUUGAAAACCUACCCGAUCAGCAGGUCAAGAUGUUGCUAGACUUCGUCUUCAGCCCCCGAAUGGCAAAGGAAUCGGCCGAGCGCGUGCAAAUUCUGGUGAGCGGAACAGACGAUCAGUUCACAAACUGGCCGGAGAGUAGGAGUGCUCUGAGGAUCCAGAUGGAGAAUAAUAAUGUACCAGACAUGCGUAUAGUAAUCGAAGAGGCGCUCAAUCAACGGGGAAUGCUACAGAAUGCAAGGCCCGACUCGGAGCAGCAGAAGGCCAGAGAUAAAAUUCUCGAUAAGCUGCCGCAAAACGUUGAGGGAAGCUAUUCGCGGCUUCAGUUUGGGUUGGAAGAUGUGAUUCGUCUCCUUAGCACGCGUACAGCAAUGCGGGAACUGGAUCGGAUGCUGGACCAGUCAAUGAGUAGCCACGAAGCGGCCAUUAAGAAUCUGCAGAGGUCUUUGACAGCGGAUGAGAUUAGUGAGUUGAAUGAGUUACUAAAUUGGGUUCUAUUUAGCAACGAAGAGAUGACACUGGAGAAACUUGAAGCCGCUAUGUUUUUAUACUCAGAGACUGAGUCGCUUGCAUCUCUCGAGUACAUCAUAAAAAACAAAUACUCGGCUGUCUUAAAGCUCGAUGAUGGAUGUGUUUAUGGUCAAGAUGGUGUCAAGGAAUACUUGCGCAAGGAUGUAGACUCGGCCGGCCGGUCAUCAAAUACCAAAGAUCGUGCCACCAUCAGCAUGACCAUUACCAUAAACAAUGUGGACCAAGAGCUCUGUGGGCACUUCCUCUGGGAUCUUGCGCACAAGGCGAUUCGGGACAAGUUCAACUUUAACCUUGAUGGCGACGCCUCCAACGCUCUACACGGCGGCAGCAGGGGCACCAUUGCUGUGGAUGAAUUUGAAGCGCACCACACCAUAGUGAUGCGGGCAUUUGAGUAUUUCAACAAGCCGCCUAGGGAACAGACUGCGGCGAUUGGGGAGUACCUUGUCUGCUGGCUCCCGUUUCACUUAACCCGCCUCCGCCAGCUCGAGGACGAAGACCAAGGAUCGCUUAUGCCGAGUGAGCAGUCUGAAAUUGGACAGAACCUGUAUAAACUGUUUAAAAGCGGAGAAGUAUUCUUGCGUCACAAAGAGAGUUUCCAGAAUGUGUGGUGGAUAGCAGACGAAAUGGACGAUGUGCAGAAGUGGUUGAUGGACUCGGCCAUCACGCGAAGGCUGGACAAAAGAUGGCGUGAUGAGGUACAAAUGGCUGCAAGUCCAACAAGAGGCUAUUUGAAAGAGCUCGCGAAGGUAAUUCUAGAAGGGUUUCUGAGGGAGAGGAGUUGGGGGUUCUUCUCGGCCAACCGGUGGAUUCCCCAGUUGAUGAAGGCCGACGAGAGAAGACUGGAGGGACAUAUUGACCCCUCUAAUACCGAUGCUGAAGAUUACGACGAGAUAGACUGGAACCGCGUGGGCACCUGGUGUCAAGGUAUCCUGAUGUUGCCAGACUCGGAGCUCAAUUCCCUCUGGUACGAGCGCCUUGCCACAGCCUCGGGCAUGCAGGACAGCAAUUCCGAUGCUACCAUAUCUCUAUACCAGCGCGCCACAGAGGAGAAGAACCCCAGUUGGCUGUGCUACAGCGGCUUAGGAACCGCGUUUUAUAGGAAAGGGCAAACUGAAGAGGCCAUAACUCAGGUAGAGCUGGCGUUGGAGAGAGCUCAACAAGAAGACGCCACCCCUAAGCCCGAAGCAAAAGAUAUUGUUGGAUUAUACUUAUUAUUGGGCCAGUAUGCCUAUGAGGCAGGCAAUAUGAGCAUUGCGGACAAAUAUUACUCACUGGCAUGCGAUGGAGAGGAUGCAUCCCAAGCGAAAGACGGACAGAUGGGCCGUCUAAAGUCGAGACUAGGCCACCUGAGCGCAGAGGGGGCAAGGGAGUUGCUCAAGAGUACACUGUCUCAGGAGAAAGGGAAAGAGGAGAUGACGGCUGCUAUGGAGAAGUUGGCGCUAGAUGCCCAGCAUGACUAUCUUAUCGCAAGGAUGUUCGCUGUGGCAAAGGAGGAUCCUGAUCUCCUGAAAGAAAUCGUGGCCGUUAUGGAGAGAGCAAUAGGGAACUUGAUGCCAGGCAAGGACCGUGGCUCUGGGGUGUCCACGGAGGACGAGCGUUUCGCCGAGGAUGAGGCUCGCAGUGUUCUCCUCUGCGAUCGGGGAUUCGCGGCAUACGUGUUUAAAAUCUCGCCUGAAGGUACUGAACCCGUCAACGAGGCCCUCCGCCUGUGGGGAGAGAGUCGUGAUUUGCUCGCCAACGUCGGCGGCACCAAUGCUUUACUUACACGACAGCGUGCCGCCACGGCAAUGGCCAGACAUUACUUCCAGAGUAUCGUAGACGGGUUGCAGCUUGACUACUACGAUUCCCUCGCCAAAUUGACCAAGCUGGCUGAUUCAGAUCCUGACUAUAAUUUCUAUCGAAGCGACUCUAUCGGCUUCUUGGGAUCUGUUUUGGUGCUUUGCGGCAAGAAAGAGUCAGCCAAGGGAGUGCUCAUGCCACGGAUUAAACUAGGACUGCAGAUCCUGUCUGAUGACGUGCUUGAGAAUGAUGUGGCUGGUUUUUCCGUCCUUGAGAAGGCACUGGAGCAAUACCAGGACUUUAAGAAUUCCGUCGUCGCCCUAUCUCUGUUGGGACAGGCAGAUCUCGUAACAGAAGCGUUAUUGUUUGAGAUUGACGACAUCACGGAAGUUGAAGUUGACGAGGAAAAGCAGCGAGCAUUGGAUGUGGUGUCAAACUUGGCUACAGAAGUGAUCCAUGCCAUCGAUUCUCAAGUCCCAGAUAAGAAACUUCAAGUCCUGCGUAUUGAAGCGGCCAAGGCGUAUGUCGACAAUCUAACAACUGCGGAGGCCAAGGUUGCGGAGGCCAAGACUGAGGUGAAUGGCAAUGGCGAAGAGAAGAAGUCGGGAGCUUCCGACAUAACUGCCUAUGCACACCACCUGCUACAGUCUCGUCUCCUAACUCUUCAUCAGAAACAUACCCCAGAUAUAGAUAUUGACGAUCUUGCAUGGUCCUGGGCCUGUGACGGCCGCACGUCUGACGGCAGGGGAUGCGGCAAGUGGAACAUUUUUGAGGAUGACUUAUAUCACUGCAUCUACUGCUCGAACAGAGACUUCUGUGGCGAUUGCCUCGCCCGGCUUCGCAGCCCCGAGGGUGUAGAGAUGAUGGAGUGCAGCGCAAAGCAUAAGUGGCUGCAAAUCCCCCACCAAGGAAACAGCAUGUAUUUGAGCACGAAAGCCAAAAGCGUGCGAGUCCCGAUAGAUGUGAGGCCUUUGGAUGGAGAUGAUAGGAUAUUGAAGGCUUAUUAUGCAGAAGAUGGAGGAGAUGAGAUUACAGUAGAGGCUUGGAAGGAGGGAUUGGCUGCUGAGUGGGGUAUUUCGCUCAAGGAGCUCAAGAAUUUGAGUGAUACCUCGAGCGAGGCUGAGAAGAGCUGA